AUGUCACAUAGGGAAUUCGCAGCCCGGAGGCGACAGAUACGGUCAUCCCCACCGGUACUAUACACCAUACUGUUCGGAGCGGCGCUUAUCCUAGGACUGGCCGCAUCGUGGUACGGCCGACAAGAAUAUCAGCCUGCAGUGGUCGGUGCUGAUGUGCGACAUCAUCACCAAUCGGGAUAUGAGCAUCAGCGGCAGCGGCAGCGGCAGCGGCAGCAGCAGGAGCAGGAGCGGCUCGGACGCAUCAGUGCCGAUCAGGUUGUCGUCGGCGGUGGCCGCGGCCGCGGCGGCCGCGGCAGAGACAGCGCAGGUGGCAGCGCCAUCCGGAUAAUAACCUACAACGUCCGCCACGCCAGCCCAGCCACGGAAGUGGUGGGCGAGCAGCCAUGGCGCGUCCGCCUGCCGAAGCUGUGCGCGCAGCUCCGCUUCAUGACGACCGGCCACACGAGCGUCUUCCUAUGCCUCCAGGAGACGCUGCACGAGCAGCUCACGGACGUGCAGUCGUGUCUAGGUCCAGGGUGGUCGUACGUCGGUCAGGGUCGGAGUCGGGGUCGCGGUGGCGUCCGCAGCGGCAGCAGUUCCGAAGAGGAGGAGGAGGAGGAGGAGGAGGGUGAGGAUGAAGACGACGACGAGUUCUCUCCCAUCUUCUACCGCUCCGACACGUGGUCGCCCAUCAUCGGUCGCGGAACUCAGACUCGUCGGCUGAGCGAGACGCCUCUGGUGCCGUCACGCGGGUGGGACGCCAGCGUCAAUCGGAUCGUCACGGUCGGACAUUUCACCACCUGCUCCGACGGCGACGGAGACGGCGAAGGUGGAGUAAGCGUCGUCAUCAUGAACGUCCAUCUUGACCGUGUGGGAGCUCGUUCUCGGCCGGAGUCUGCCCGUAUGAUUGCGGAUAUGGCGGGGGAGCGGUCCUGGUCGUCGGCGUCGGCGCUCUUCGUCGUCGGCGACUUUAAUAGUAGCCCCGAGGACGAGGCCUACAGGAUCAUGACCGGGGAGGUCGAGGAUGGUGGUGGUGGUGGUGGUGGUGGUGAAAGAGCAGGAGGAGGAGGAGGAGGAAGAGCAAGAUUCUCCGACAUGGCUCAUCUCGUGGCUCCGGAUGAGUACUACGGUCAUCACCUCACUUACACCACAUUCGGCGAGCCGGAUGAGAGGCCCAGCCGUAUAGACUACCUGUUCAUCCGGGAGCCGAGGACGGCCGUGGUGAGGACGUUUGGUGUUCUGCCUAAUAGUUUUGACGACCAUGUCCGCUUGUCGGAUCAUCGUCCUGUCGUAUCGGACGUGUACGUCUGA
This is a messenger RNA of Geosmithia morbida, 1290 nucleotides long. RefSeq names its product Endonuclease/Exonuclease/phosphatase family protein. Bases 1 to 1290 code for a protein of 429 amino acids. Gene Ontology annotation, molecular function: 3'-5'-RNA exonuclease activity. The transcript has a single exon. The record is from RefSeq and is a predicted model, not a curated record. Lineage: Eukaryota; Fungi; Ascomycota; Sordariomycetes; Hypocreales; Bionectriaceae.